CCCAGCUGGACCCUCUUCCAUUUAAUCCAACAUUAUCUCCAAGCAACUUCUUGUGCCCUCACUUUCUAUGCAUGCUAAACCCCAGAUGCUCUUCAGACAAUACUCAAAAGUGAAUAAAUAUAUUGAGAAUUGUUCAUAUGGAGGGAAGUUCUGCGAUGUCAAAUGGAAGAGAAGGCACUGAAAUUGACCUGUCCAAGAUAACACUGAGGCCGUUGGAUCUCGCGGAUAUUGAUGAUUUCAUGGUAUGGGGCACAGAUGAGAAAGUCACAGUUUUCUGCACUUGGGAACCCUAUGCUUCCAAAGAAGAAGCCCUAAACUUUAUCAAGGAUGUUGUCGUCCCACACCCCUGGUUUAGAGCAAUCUGCCUUGACAACAGGCCAAUCGGUGCCAUUUCAGUAACCGCUUUCCCGGGCAAUAAUCGGUGCAGAGGUGAACUUGGAUAUGUUUUGGGGUCCAAGUACUGGGGCAAAGGGAUUGCAUCCCAGGCUGUGAAAUUGGUGGCUGAUACAAUAUUCAAAGAGUGGACACAUUUGGAUAGACUUGAAGCUCUUGUUGAUGUGGACAAUGUGGGAUCGCAAAGGUUACUUGAGAAGGUGGGCUUUCAGAGAGAAGGUGUGCUGAGAAAAUAUUGUAUGUUGAAGGGAAGGAGUAGGGACAUGGUGAUUUUCAGUCUUCUCUCUACGGAUUGGCAAACUUGAUGUAUUUGUACCAAGUAAAAGUAAUAGGACAAUUAUGAAUGUUCUAUCUGAUAUGUACUUAUGAUUUUAAUUGGUAAAAAUGUAAUGGUAUUUCAUGAAUCCACCUUUUAUAUUAUAAUGAUAAUGUUUGUGUCUUCACUCC
Malus domestica (apple) is the source of this 840-nucleotide messenger RNA. RefSeq lists its product as uncharacterized. The record is from RefSeq and is a predicted model, not a curated record. Lineage: Eukaryota; Viridiplantae; Streptophyta; Magnoliopsida; Rosales; Rosaceae. Gene Ontology annotation, molecular function: acyltransferase activity, transferring groups other than amino-acyl groups.